UCGUUCUGGAUAUUUCCUCACGUGGUGAGAUUCCCCCCGUAGUGUGUCAGAUCCACGCUCACGGAGAAACCGGGGUACCGCAGCACGCCGAUCCUCAGACCUAAACGUUCUUCUCACACAUCCAGAAAUGGCCUUCAGAAAAUUCCUCCCCUUGUUUGACCGUGUGCUGGUGGAGCGCCUUAUGGCAGAGACCGUAACGAAGGGCGGCAUCAUGCUGCCAGAGAAGUCUCAAGGAAAGGUGCUACAGGCCACAGUAGUGGCGGUUGGACCUGGCUCUGUCAAUCAGGAUUUCUACAACUGGCCGGAUGAAUCAUUUGAGGAGAUGGACAGCACCCUGGCUGUCCAACAGUACAUUCAGCAGAACAUUAGAUCAGAUUGCUCCAAUAUCGACAAAAUCCUGGAACCUCCGGAGGGUCAGGACGAGGGGGUCUGGAAAUACGAGCAUCUCAGGCAGUUCUGCCUGGAGCUCAAUGGAUUAGCUGUAAAAUUGCAGAGCGAGUGCCAUCCAGACACCUGCACCCAGAUGACAGCCACAGAGCAGUGGAUCUUUUUAUGUGCUGCCCACAAGACACCCAAAGAGUGCCCUGCCAUUGAUUACACCAGGCACACGCUGGACGGAGCUGCCUGUCUUCUCAAUAGCAACAAAUACUUCCCCAGCAGGGUGAGCAUCAAGGAGUCAUCAGUGGCCAAACUGGGCUCUGUCUGUCGGCGCAUCUAUAGGAUAUUCUCUCAUGCCUACUUCCAUCACCGCCAGAUAUUUGACAAGUAUGAGAAUGAAACAUUCCUUUGUCACCGGUUCACGCGCUUCGUAAUGAAGUACAACCUGAUGUCUAAGGACAACCUGAUCGUGCCCAUUCUGGAGGAGGAAGUGCAGAACACCUCAUCAGCUGGGGAGAGCGAGGCCUAAGAUAGAGCUGCUGCCAUAAGGGAGACACAUGUAAAAACAGAAAUUUUACACAUUAUCGUGGAGACACAUUCACACACCUGCAUAUAUAGGACACACACACACACACAUACACAUACAUAUAUAUAUAUAUAUAUACACACAUAUAUACACACACUACAGUGUAUUAAGGCUCCUGUCUAGUAACACUGUCCAUGUCCCUCCACCCUAGUCACCUGUGUCUAUCUCAAAGGAAGUAAGGGUAAAGAAUUCCAGGAGCAGAGUUCAGCCAUGCCUGCAGGACAACAUGACGUUUUCUAUCCUAUCCACACACCCUGUCAUUCAGAUUCACACCGUGUCUCUGCUGCCAGUGACACACUGGUUUCUGGAUGCAGUCCUGCUCUCACACUACUCCUUUAGGAAGCCCCUUUUCCUUAAUCUUCUUUAAGCAGCUGGAUUUGCAAAAACCUAUGUAAUCAUGGUGACCUGUAUUGUCGACAAAGGCACACACUGACCGCCUCCCCCUCUGUAUAUAACCCCCACUCCCCCUCUCUCUUAAUUCACUAUCAUGUUUUCUGAUGGUGCUUCACUCUUUUGUGUCUGCUUCCGUUCUCUGUUUGCUUGUGUUGCCUACCAGCCUGUUUGGGGGUGUCCCAUGAAAUGGAUCACUAAAUUAGCCUGCUGACUUAAUAAUGCUAUUAAAACACAAUGUAGGUGUGUGGCUUGUGUGGUAGUGAACAAUAACAAACUUAAUCUCUAGCUUUGUAAGUGUACUAGCAGUCAGAUAUUCUUUCUCUUUGGCCUCUGAAAUGAUGUUUCGGGAUAUUUAGGAAGGCUUGCUGGCUAACUCUGAUCCUGCUUUGUGACAUGCCCCCAUUUUAAUACUGUGUAAAUGUGCCUGAUAUUCCUCUUUCCUUGACAUAAAAGUAACUGAAAUUGUGACUGUACGGGCAGAGACUGAGCUGCUGUAAGCCAGUUUGUACCGCUUUAAGCAUCUGACGAGUAAAUACCACAAGGAAGGUUGGAAUAUUGGCUACAUUUAAGUAUCGGAGCACAACCUCCCUUCUUUUACCCCCUCCCUCAUUAAGUUAUUUUGUGGGAGGAGUCUUGUCAAUCCAACCCACUUUUUUUUAAUGGACUAAAAAAUUUUGUUACUGUUGACAUUUUCAUGAUGUCUGUUAAUAAAAAAGACCUAUUAUUGA
Messenger RNA from Chelmon rostratus (copperband butterflyfish), 2085 nucleotides. Its product is annotated as MOB-like protein phocein. Gene Ontology annotation, molecular function: protein folding chaperone; protein-folding chaperone binding; ATP binding. The record is from RefSeq and is a predicted model, not a curated record. The coding region runs from base 128 to 907 and encodes 259 amino acids. Lineage: Eukaryota; Metazoa; Chordata; Actinopteri; Chaetodontiformes; Chaetodontidae. Gene Ontology annotation, cellular component: cytoplasm; mitochondrial matrix. The transcript has 9 exons.